Pogona vitticeps (central bearded dragon) is the source of this 3412-nucleotide messenger RNA. RefSeq names its product BMP/retinoic acid inducible neural specific 3 (gene BRINP3). Gene Ontology annotation, biological process: positive regulation of neuron differentiation; cellular response to retinoic acid; nervous system development. NCBI's taxonomy places the organism in Eukaryota, Metazoa, Chordata, Lepidosauria, Squamata, Agamidae. Gene Ontology annotation, cellular component: cytoplasm; neuronal cell body; dendrite. The record is from RefSeq and is a predicted model, not a curated record.
UAUAUCUAUCAGGAUGAGUCCAGCCUCCUUCCCUAGUCCUCUCGGUGGAUGCUCGCCGCCUCCUCUCCUCCAGCGUGAAACCUGCUUCGCCGGCUCUCGGUUGGGGGUGCUUGGGGCUUUUGCUACAGAGUCUUCUCGCUGGCUGAUUCGAUCCUCGUCCACCUGCUUCGUCUGAAGGGACCAGCCUUGAACCGCCGUGGUCUAUUGCCUUCCUUCCCUCUUCCUGCCAUCUGCUGGGGCUCUUUGAUUCGCGUUAUUCGCAUUAUUAUUAGUAGUAGUAAUCGGACUCCCCCCGCUUCCCCGCCGCCCAAUAUAUCCCCUUUCCCCGGCUUGCCGGAGGCUUCUGCGGGGCUGUCGCUGUCUCCUGCGCACUGCCGCGUCCACGCGGCUUCCCCCCGGGGUGGCUUGUGAUUCCCGGAAGGCUGCCUGCCUGGAAGGCACGGCCGAGGGUUGCGCGCAUUCCUCCCGCCGUCCCGCCGCGACCACGACCAGCCGCGCCAGCAGCGGCGCUACCGCCACCGCCGCCAGCGUCGAGCCUUAGUCCUCGCCCUUCGGAGGAAGCGCCGCCAAACCUGGGGAACUAUCAUGGGAUGUCCGCUCGCUUCCUGGAACCCUUUGCUUCCCAGACAUCUCGCUUCUUGAAAUUCGACCCGGAGUUAAGGGACAGCUAAGAGAAUGAAGACUCUAAGUCCCCAGUGGAAGCAUGAUAUGGCGAUGCAGUACUGGUGCUGAAUUGUUCUCUCUGAUGGCUCUAUGGGAGUGGAUAGCCCUGAGUCUUCAUUGCUGGGUUUUAGCGGUCGCUGCUGGUUCUGAUCAGCAUGCCACAAGCCCCUUCGACUGGCUCCUCUCUGAUAAGGGACCCUUCCAUCGCUCCCCGGAAUACACAGAUUUCGUGGACAGAAGCCGACAGGGAUUUAGCACAAGAUACAAGAUUUACAGGGAAUUUGGCCGUUGGAAAGUAAACAACUUAGCUGUUGAGAGAAAGAAUUUCCUUGGCUCUCCACUGCCUCUCGCCCCUGAGUUUUUCCGAAACAUAAGACUACUAGGACGUAGGCCAACUCUUCAGCAAAUCACAGAAAACCUUAUCAAGAAAUAUGGGACACAUUUCCUACUAUCAGCUACUCUGGGAGGAGAGGAGUCUCUCACAAUUUUUGUGGACAAGCGGAAGCUGAGUAAGAGAUCGGAAACGAGUGAUCCCAGCAUUAACAGUACCACAGUGACUCUGGAAACUCUACACCAACUAGCAGCCUCUUACUUUAUUGACAGGGACAGUACUCUGAGAAGACUUCAUCAUAUUCAGAUUGCCUCCACUGCCAUAAAGGUAACAGAAACCCGGACUGGUCCUCUUGGCUGCAGUAACUAUGACAACUUAGAUUCUGUCAGUUCUGUUCUGGUACAGAGUCCGGAAAAUAAGAUUCAAUUGCAAGGUUCUUUCCUCCUCCACCCCAACCCUUCCUUUUACCUCUGUCAAGGUCUUCAGCUUAUCCUGCCGGAAUAUUUGCAAGAGCGGUUUGUGCAGGCUGCGCUGAGCUACAUCGCUUGCAAUUCGGAAGGGGAGUUUAUCUGCAAGGGCAAUGACUGCUGGUGUCAGUGUGGCCCCAAAUUCCCAGAAUGCAACUGCCCAUAUAUGGAUAUUCAAGCAAUGGAAGAGAGUCUACUUCGCAUAAGCGAGACGUGGAAUGCUUACAAUAGCGAUUUCGAAGACUCAGAUGAAUUCAAGUUCUUUAUGAAAAGGCUGCCCAUGAACUAUUUCCUCAACACAUCUGCCAUAAUGCACUUGUGGACAAUGGAUUCAAAUUUUCAGCAUCGCUAUGAGCAACUGGAAACCAGCAUGAAACAACUGUUCCUUAAGGCACAGAAAAUUGUUCAUAAGCUCUUUAGCCUUAGUAAGAGGUGCCAUAAACAGCCACUGAUCAGCUUGCCGAGGCAAAGAUCUUCUACCUACUGGCUGAACCGUAUCCAGUCUUUUCUUUACUGCAAUGAAAAUGGCCUUUUGGGUAGCUUUUCAGAAGAGACUCACUCGUGUACGUGCCCUAACGACCAGGUUGCCUGCCUUGGUUCUUUACCGUGUAUUGUUGGAGAUGGUUCCGCCUGCUUAACUUGUGCACCUGAUAACCGUACCCGAUGCGGGACCUGUAACACUGGAUACAUGCUGAGCCAAGGGGUUUGCAAGCCUGAAGUGGCAGACUCAACAGAGAACUACAUUGGGUUUGAGACCGAUCUUCAGGAUUUGGAGAUGAAGUAUUUGUUACAGAAAACAGACCGACGGAUUGAGGUCCAUGCAAUUUUCAUCAGCAAUGACAUGCGUCUCAAUAGCUGGUUUGACCCUUCCUGGCGCAAAAGGAUGCUUCUUACCCUGAAGAGCAACAAGUACAAAUCUAGCCUGGUCCAUAUGAUAUUAGGUCUCUCUCUUCAAAUUUGCCUAACAAAGAACAGCACCUUGGAGCCUGUCCUGGCUGUUUAUGUCAAUCCUUUUGGAGGCAGCCACUCUGAGAGUUGGUUUAUGCCUGUCAAUGAAAACAGUUUCCCAGACUGGGAGCGGACUAAACUGGACUUGCCACUUCAAUGUUAUAAUUGGACGCUGACUCUCGGCAACAAGUGGAAGACAUUUUUUGAAACAGUCCACAUCUACUUGAGGAGUCGUAUUAAGUCAAAUGGUCCCAAUGGCAACGAGAGCAUCUACUAUGAACCCCUGGAGUUUAUUGAUCCCUCACGGAACCUGGGCUACAUGAAAAUUAACAACAUACAAGUGUUCGGCUACAGCAUGCACUUUGACCCGGAAGCAAUCCGGGACUUGAUUAUGCAGCUAGACUACCCCUAUACUCAGGGAUCCCAGGACUCAGCGCUUUUGCAGCUGCUAGAGAUACGGGAUCGUGUAAAUAAACUCUCUCCACCUGGUCAACGUCGUCUUGAUCUUUUCUCAUGCCUGCUGCGUCAUAGACUCAAGUUGUCUACCAGUGAGGUGGUGAGGAUUCAGUCUGCUCUGCAGGCCUACAAUGCCAAAUUGCCAAACACAGUGGAUUAUGACACAACCAAAUUAUGUAGUUAACCAUAAGUGUGAAGCACAACAGAAAAACAAACAAAACCAUGAAGGAGUUUUUACAGUGCUUUUGUGGAACAGUUUAUGUUUGGAAGAGUAAAUUUAAAUUGUCUUUUCAAUAUCUGUCUUAUAUCAGUCAAUAACGUUGGAUGGCAAUUUACACCCCUGAACUUGCUGACAAAUGAAUAUAUUAUACCUGCAGUUUUUUUUGGCUUUGUUUUAUGAAUGAAAAUAAAUACUGACACCCGUCUAGAAGACAUUCUACUUUUUACAAUAAAUUUCAUUUGUAAUUUUAUAUGUUCCGUGGCAAUGCUUUUGUGCAUUACAUCCUCUAGAGGGAACAUAAAAGGAUACCAAUAAAAUUUUGUAGCU